UGGUUGGACCCGGGAGAAGCUUCGGGAGCUCCACGCGUGGCAAAUCUGCAGUUAGUAUGGACCCUUUCGGCUUGCAGGGCAACCUUUCAGGGAAGAGAAAAUCCAGAGCAUUCCGUAAUACUAGGCUAAUCCCUAUGGAAACGUCUUCAUCCUCUGAUGAUAGCUGUGACAGUUUUGGCUCUGAUAAUUUUGCAAACACGAAAGCAACUUUCAAGCCAGAAGUUGCAGAAGAAAUGGCUAAAAUAUUUUACGAGGAUUCAGAUGAAGAAUCUUUCUGUGGCUUUUCAGAAAGUGAGAUUCAAGAUGUGCUGAAACUGGGGACAGAUUCUGAAGAAGAAGCAGAGAAAUGUUCACGUAAAUGGCCUAAGAAAAGUGCUGCUCCCCUUAAAGUUGCUCUGAAGUUCCCACCACGAAGGUCUAAGAGGGGAAAGAGUAAUACAGUUCCAGCUUCACAGCCUUCCUGUAAAUUGGACUCCGAGGCAGAAUCUGAUGAAGAAAGUGGACCCAAAUUCUUGGAGAGAAGAGCUUUAAAUAUAAAGGAGAACAAAGCCAUGCUUGCAAAGCUAAUGGAAGAAUUAAAAAGUGUGUCUGGAAUUUUUACUAAAAGAGGCCCACUCGCAACUCCUACUCUGAAAGCCCAGCGUAGUCCAAGGAAAUCAGUUCCCAGAAGUGCUCCCAGGAGGAAUCCAGAAAGACGUUCUAGACCUCACACAAGGUCCAGAUCCCUAAUUGAAGGCCCUCCAAAUUCCAUGUCUAUGGAGGAAGAGGAGGAGGAUCCCUACGUGUUAGUGAGAAGGAAAAUGUCUGAUGAUUUUUCUGAGGAUGAAAGGGACACCCCCAGAAGGAAGCGCACUAGUGCUAUGACCCUUCCCCAUAUCAUCCGUCCAGUGGAAGAAAUAACCGAGGAAGAGUUGGAUAAUAUUUGUGAAACUGUGAAAGAGAAAGUCUACAACCGUGCAACGGUAAGUUCACAUGUUCUGCAUUCAGCCCUUUGGUUUGCUUUGUCCAAAUUAUGUUACAGGGUUCUACCUGUCACCAGUGUCGUCAGAAAACGACAGAUACUAAGACAAAUUGCAGGAACCCAGAGUGUCUUGGAGUACGUGGCCAAUUCUGUGGGCCUUGUCUUCGUAAUCGUUACGGAGAAGAAGUCAGGGCUGCCUUGCUGGAUCCAAACUGGUACUGCCCACCUUGCCGUGGGAUCUGCAAUUGUAGCUUCUGCCGGCAGCGGGAAGGAAGAUGUGCUACUGGUGUCUUGGUUUACUUAGCCAAAUAUCAUGGAUAUGAUAAUGUCCAUGCUUACUUGAAAAGUCUGAAACAAGAACUUGAAAUGCAAGAGUGAACUUCUGAAGCAAUUCCAGAACAAUCUUCAGCGCAUAUGCUAAGAUUUGCCUGAUUUGAGAAUUCAUUUUUAUUAAUGGUUGGCAUCUUUUAAAAAGGGGAACAAAAAUUGUGACUUUUGACUGAAGCUCAAAGUUGCAGGAUAGUGGUUUGUCAUGCCGUUAAAUCAAAGCUUUCUUAGUCCUGUUUCAUGAUGAAUGCUACUGGAUCUUAAUUAGCAGAGGUCUCAUUCAACCCAUUGGGUAGCAGCGGCUUCAUACAAAAGCUAUAACCAACCAAAAGCAGUACUUGCCAUAAAUUCUCCUGAAUCUUACCACGUGAGAUUUUCUGGUGUCCGUUUGCAUAGGUACUUUCCCCAUGCAACUCUGAGUUUAUGUUCAUGUUGGAACUGCCGCUGUCACAUUAUCACUAUUGUUAAUGUUAGCUGAGUCCAAUUUUUGUUUUCCCUUUGUUGGAAAGAAAGUCUUUGGGGGGGCAUUCAUUGUAUCUACAUUUGCAGUUAUCGUGUAUAGUAGAUUCAGUAAUGAAUCAAAUGCUAGCUUUUAAAGCUACUGUAAAUAGCAGCCGUAAUUAUCUAAUUACAAAGCAACUUAAAUUCUUGAUAACUUUUUUUUUUGAAAGAAGCAAUGAUAAAGAACUCAAUACUUAGGUUCAAAAUUCUGAUAGUAAUUGAAAUGGUUUCGAUCAAUAAGUGUGAAGUGAACUUGAUCAGUCAUGCUUAGGACCAUGUUUUGUUGUGUUUAAAAUAGUACUUACAAUGAAAGCUUGACUAAAAGGGAUUUGAGAAAAUUCAGACUUUUGAAAAAUUAAUAAAUCAUUUGAUCCUAAAGCUUAUUGUCCCUGAGAUCUUGAUAAGGGAUAUUUAAAAGGAACCAUUAGAGUUUGGGAAGGCAGUUUCAUUAGGAUUGCAAAAAUCCAAAAAUAAUUAGCUGGAAGUAAGUUGUUAAAGCAAAUUGUCUCUUUGCCGUUAAUCUAGAUGUUUGCAGAUGGGUUCAAGUAAUUCUAAAUUGUGUUAUUGACCGAAUAAUAUUACUCGCCUAAUACAAAAGCAUCAUGCCUUAUAUUUUCUCAAAAAUUGUGUGUUGUAUAUAGAGAUUAACAACUCUUCCAUUAUAGUUUAUGCUGGAGCCAAUCUUGCGUGAUCUGCAUAUUGGAUUGUAAAUGCUAGGUUUUCAGGCGGUAAUUUGAUAAACUCUGUGCUUGUCUAAAGAAGUGACUGUGAACAAUACAGUUUCAUGGGUUGUAAUGUAGAUAGGAUCCUAAUUGGUGAUAUCUCAAACUGUGUUGGUUAAUAGGGCAUGGACCUUGUCCAUCAAAAACAGGUGGAGGGUUGUGGCUUUCAUUUAUUAACUGGUAGUGUAUCUGCUUAAAUGCUGUGCUAACUGGAUAAAAGGCUACGCAUCCAAAAUGCAUUGGCUAUAAAAUUCAUCAGUGUUGAAUAAACUGCAAGAGGGAAAGUGAACAGAUCUCUUGAGUUGCAGAGACCCUUUAAGAAGGAAUCACUUUUACUCAUACUCGUUACCAUUUGUAAGCAGUUCAAUACAAUAUAAAAUCUAAAUGGAAUUAAGAAUAUCAUCUCUCUCACAAAAAGUUUAGAUUUAAUUUUCAUAGUGCAUACUUCGGGGGGAAGGGGGGAAUCAUUGGCUGUUUUGCUUUGCCUCUAAAAUCGUGGUUCUGUUUUUCUGUAUUUUGUGAACAGGUGUUAAUGGUUGGACACAUGUGGCUAUUAUUUUCUACAUUCGUUUAAAUACAGCAAAAGACAGUAACUCUACUCAAGUAUUUUCCCUAGAGUAGUUCGAACAAUACUGUAACCUGAUACUUUUUAUGUAUGAAAUGUAAUUUUGAUAUUAAAGUUUGCUUAGCAGUGGGCUGAAAA
This is a messenger RNA of Pseudonaja textilis, 3214 nucleotides long. Lineage: Eukaryota; Metazoa; Chordata; Lepidosauria; Squamata; Elapidae. The record is from RefSeq and is a predicted model, not a curated record.